Messenger RNA from Mandrillus leucophaeus (drill), 5049 nucleotides. RefSeq names its product RAS guanyl releasing protein 1 (calcium and DAG-regulated) (gene RASGRP1). Gene Ontology annotation, biological process: positive regulation of GTPase activity; Ras protein signal transduction. NCBI's taxonomy places the organism in Eukaryota, Metazoa, Chordata, Mammalia, Primates, Cercopithecidae. The record is from RefSeq and is a predicted model, not a curated record. Gene Ontology annotation, molecular function: calcium ion binding; guanyl-nucleotide exchange factor activity. The coding region runs from base 251 to 2617 and encodes 788 amino acids. The transcript has 17 exons. Gene Ontology annotation, cellular component: plasma membrane.
AUUGAGAUUAUCAGCACUAUCACCUGGACAAGCAGCGGGUGGGCCGCCCCUCUUGGCCAGGUCUUCUGCGCGCACUGACGUUGUAAGAAAGCUGUCCCCACGUCUCCCACACCCACCGACGCCAGGCGGCCGCGUCUGGGCCCGAUACGGAUCACGCCUGCGGAGCGCACCUCCACAUGGGCAGCCCUCGUCCAGGGCGCAGGGCACAUGUCUACGGCCCAGUCCUGCAGACGGCUACCAAGAGACCCCAAUGCGCAGGAAACCUUCCCAUGGCUGCAGAGCUGCCCCUAAAGCAAGACUAGAGGCGAAGCCAGCCAACAGCCCCUUCCCCUCCCAUCCCAGCUUGGCCCAGAUCACCCAGUUCCGAAUGAUGGUGUCUCUGGGACAUUUAGCCAAAGGAGCCAGCCUGGACGAUCUCAUUGACAGCUGCAUUCAAUCUUUUGAUGCAGAUGGAAACCUGUGUCGAAGGAACCACCUGUUGCAAGUCGUCCUGACCAUGCAUCGGAUUAUCAUCUCCUCUGCAGAACUGCUCCGAAAAGUUGUCACCCUCUAUAAGGAUGCUCUGGCAAAGAAUUCACCAGGACUUUGCCUGAAGAUCUGCUAUUUUGUAAGGUAUUGGAUAACAGAAUUCUGGGUCAUGUUUAAAAUGGAUGCCAGCUUGACAGACACUAUGGAGGAGUUUCAGGAACUGGUGAAAGCUAAGGGUGAGGAGUUACACUGCCGCCUGAUUGACACAACUCAAAUCAAUGCCCGUGACUGGUCCAGGAAACUUACUCAAAGGAUAAAAUCAAACACCAGCAAGAAACGGAAAGUCUCCCUGCUCUUUGACCAUCUGGAACCGGAAGAGCUAUCCGAGCACCUCACCUACCUGGAGUUCAAGUCCUUCCGAAGGAUAUCAUUCUCUGAUUAUCAGAAUUACCUUGUAAAUAGCUGUGUGAAGGAAAACCCCACCAUGGAGAGAUCUAUUGCUCUGUGCAACGGUAUCUCCCAGUGGGUACAACUGAUGGUUCUCAGCCGCCCCACCCCGCAGCUCCGAGCAGAAGUCUUCAUCAAGUUCAUCCAGGUGGCUCAGAAGCUCCACCAACUACAGAACUUCAAUACACUGAUGGCUGUGAUAGGUGGGCUGUGUCACAGCUCAAUCUCGAGGCUCAAGGAGACAAGUUCGCAUGUGCCACAUGAAAUCAAUAAGGUUCUCGGUGAGAUGACUGAGCUGCUGUCCUCCUCCAGAAACUAUGACAAUUAUCGGCGAGCCUAUGGAGAGUGCACCGACUUCAAGAUCCCCAUUCUGGGUGUGCAUCUCAAGGACCUCAUCUCCCUGUAUGAAGCCAUGCCUGACUACCUGGAGGACGGGAAAGUGAACGUCCACAAGCUACUGGCCCUGUACAAUCAUAUCAGUGAAUUGGUCCAGCUGCAAGAGGUGGCCCCACCCUUGGAGGCCAACAAGGACUUGGUACACUUGCUGACGCUAUCCCUGGAUCUCUACUACACUGAGGAUGAAAUCUAUGAGCUUUCCUAUGCCCGGGAACCAAGGAACCACAGAGCUCCACCACUAACACCUUCAAAGCCACCAGUAGUAGUGGACUGGGCUUCUGGAGUAUCUCCCAAACCUGAUCCAAAGACCAUUAGCAAACACGUCCAGAGGAUGGUGGAUUCUGUCUUCAAGAACUAUGAUCACGACCAGGAUGGAUACAUUUCUCAGGAAGAAUUUGAAAAGAUUGCUGCGAGUUUUCCAUUUUCCUUCUGUGUGAUGGACAAAGACAGGGAAGGCCUCAUCAGCAGGGAUGAGAUCACAGCCUACUUCAUGCGAGCCAGCUCAAUCUAUUCCAAGCUGGGCCUGGGCUUUCCUCACAACUUCCAAGAGACCACCUACCUGAAGCCCACUUUUUGUGACAACUGUGCUGGAUUUCUCUGGGGAGUGAUCAAACAAGGAUAUCGAUGUAAAGACUGCGGGAUGAACUGCCACAAACAGUGCAAAGAUCUGGUUGUGUUUGAGUGCAAGAAGCGAGCCAAGAACCCAGUAGCUCCCACAGAGAACAACACCUCUGUGGGGCCAGUGUCCAACCUUUGCUCAUUGGGAGCCAAAGAUCUGCUCCAUGCACCUGAGGAAGGACCUUUUACGUUCCCUAAUGGGGAGGCUGUGGAACACGCUGAGGAGAGUAAGGAUCGGACCAUCAUGCUGAUGGGAGUGUCCUCACAGAAGAUUUCUCUUCGGCUGAAGAGGACUGUUGCCCACAAGGCCACCCAGACUGAAUCACAGCCUUGGAUUGGCAGUGAGAGCCCUUCAGGUCCCUUUGCGCUAUCUUCCCCAAGGAAGACAGCCCAGGAUACUCUUUAUGUGCUUCCCAGCCCCACCUCUCCAUGUCCCAGCCCGGUCUUGGUCAGAAAGCGGGCUUUUGUCAAGUGGGAGAAUAAAGACUCCCUCAUAAAAUCAAAGGAGGAGCUCCGCCACCUGAGACUGCCUACCUACCAAGAGCUGGAACAGGAAAUAAAUACUCUGAAAGCAGAUAAUGAUGCCCUAAAGAUUCAACUGAAAUAUGCACAGAAGAAAAUAGAAUCCCUCCAGCUUGAAAAAAGCAAUCAUGUCUUAGCUCAAAUGGAGCAGAGUGACUGUUCUUAGCCCAGAAACUCAAGUAGCACAAUCUGUAGAUGAGUAUAGUGGAGAUCUCAUUUCCUAAACUGUAACGCACAGACCUGAGGAACUUUAGAUUGACCAGCUUUAAAACAGUACUUUAAAAGGAAAAGCCUGUUAUUGUUUAUUUACCUAAAAGAUUCCUAAUGUGCAGCAUUGUUUUUCAGUCAGUUGACUCAAAGGGGGAAAACUAAAGAAUGAAAAACCUUUGCUAUUCAUACACUGACGUUCAUCAAAAGUAUGCGAUCUAAAACACGACUGUCACUUCCUUACAAAGGGGCAUCUCAGUGGCCUGCCUGGCUGAUUCGUCCUUAAAACUAAAAUCUCUGGAAAAUGUAUUUGCUUCUUACCCUGUGUUUUCUGCAAACUGACUUAUUUUGUUCCAGCCAAAGCUUGCUAAUAAUAGAAAACUACCCAUAUUCCAAAAGUAGAUUUCCUCUGUAUCCCAGCAUACUUUGUGAACCUGGCUCCUUCUUCACUACCUCAGAUCUAAUCAACUAGCCUAUGUACCCUCCUUCCUCACUACAAUCAUAACACACGAGCAUAUCUACCUAGAAGCGAAUUUCUACCCAUGUAGCCACAACUUUUUAGAGGCCUAUUAAACAUGACAUCAUCCAAUUGCAGGUCAACUCAUAGUUGUAGCCUUGCAACUUAACAGUCAUCAUAAAAUAAUCAAAUUAGGUACCUGGAAAUGUAGUUAUUACCAUCUCAUAUUACUGUCUAAUUAAAAUAAACCUAACGCAAACAUGUUUGUCCUUAUAUAUUCUACAGUGGAUAGAAUUAGGAAUUGAUGGCUUUAAAAAAAAAAAUCUAUGAAGAGUCUGUUUAACUCUUCAUGUUCCAUCUUUAUCUCUGAAGUAAACUAUUUUGAAAGUCCUCUUUUUUAACUGAAUUUGUGCUUAACUGUCUUCACUAUUAAUACUAUUUAGAAAUAAGCUAAUUGGAUCAGUGGCUUAAAUAACAGCUGUGUGUACAUAUGUAUAUAAUAUGUAUAUACAAUAUCAGGCAUGCAAGUGGCUUGGAAUUUUGUUUCCUCCAUAAAAUGUGGAAGUGAAUAAAACAAGUUUUAGUCAUUUAUACAAAGUCACAAAUAAAAGUUCAGUUUGUCACAAGAUGAAAUUGCUCACAAGGUAAAAUUGUAUUGUUUGGCAAAAUCACAAGUAACAAUCCUGUGAGUUUUCUAUUAUGCAGGUUAAUAAUAAAUGGGCUCAUUUAGUUGCCUGGGCAACUAUUCACAAAUUCAUUUGUCAGCCUCUUUUUAGUUCUCUUAAAAAAAAAAAACAACAUAUGAUCAUUUCCUUUUUGGGGGUACUUAGCUUCCAUGCCUAUUAAGUCUGCUACUAGACUGACUUGAAAUUCAUAAACAAGUUGUCCAAUUGCCAAGAAUAUGUUAACAAUUAAAAGUUCCAAACCUAAAGCCAAUAGCACCAAGUUUUCGUAAGAAUACGAAGUAUAUAUACAGUAUUGCUUACCUGGAGGAUUCAGAUCAUUUAGGAAUUCUCUUUGAUGAAAGGCCAGUUCCCAUUUGCAUUCCUCCUUGCACUGAAUUUUAGUAAUGUAGAACUAACUUGUAGUUAGUGUUUCAUUAUAUUAUAAAGAAUCAUUUUACACACAUAUUUACCCUUUUCCAAAUUUAAACUCAGAAAUACCCAAAGCAGGCCUGCUUAGGCCCACUACCUGGCAUAUAAACUUAAUAGUAACACUUUGUUAUUUGCUUUUUAUAGGACAAACAUGAGUUAGGACAAACUCUAAAAUUCAUAUUCUUCACUGUUCUUCUUUUCCUUUUAUAUAGACCAAAGACGGUAUACUCCAAUUUUUUAAAACAGUCAAGGAACACAAUUUUUUUCAUUCUUCCUACUCUGCAUUCAAAAUAAAGAUCCCCAGUUUUUAUAUAAAUAAUCUAUAGGGAUUCAAAAGGUCGCAGUCCCCUUAAUUAGUCAAAUUAGCAAUGGCUAAACAGUAUCCAGUACUGCAGAAUUUAUCACUGAAAUGGAUAAGAGGAAACAGUUUCAUCACAGGUUUUUACAGUCCAGCAAGGGGCAACGAGGUAUAGUAUACAAGUUAAUAGUAUUUGCGUUGAGCAACAUGGGGCUAGAGGGAUCACAGAAAUAAUAAGAAAAUAAAAGCAAGGUUUUGGCUUAUCAAGCCGAGUGCACGUUUUUGCAUCUCACACGACUUUAGUUUGGCCAGGUAUUUAUCUGCCAAAACAAGGACAAAUCUUGUUUUAUUAACAGCAGGAUCACUUCUCUUUUUCUUUGCUGACUCACCUUUUUACUGGCCCGUUGUGAAUUUCUGUCUAAAAAUGUAUAAUAUAGAACUGCAAGAAAAAAAAUGUACAGAUUGUAAAGUUUUUUGAUACCUAAUGUAAGUUUUCUUUGUGUAAUAUUUAUAUGAUAAAAGACAUUAGGAUCCUUACAACA